Messenger RNA from Caenorhabditis remanei, 3627 nucleotides. RefSeq lists its product as uncharacterized. Gene Ontology annotation, molecular function: ATP binding; P-type calcium transporter activity; ATP hydrolysis activity. The record is from RefSeq and is a predicted model, not a curated record. The coding region runs from base 1 to 3627 and encodes 1208 amino acids. Gene Ontology annotation, cellular component: Golgi membrane; plasma membrane; endoplasmic reticulum. Gene Ontology annotation, biological process: intracellular calcium ion homeostasis; manganese ion transport; calcium ion transmembrane transport. The transcript is spliced from 12 exons. Lineage: Eukaryota; Metazoa; Nematoda; Chromadorea; Rhabditida; Rhabditidae.
AUGAAUGGAUCAGCAGCGACGGCAGCAGCUGCGAAUGGCUCGGGGAAGCACGAUAAAGAGGCACCACAAGCGACAGCUGCAAUAUUCCGUGUUCAGGGGAAUACGGUAACAACAAGCAGUGCUAAUAGUAGUACUGUUGCUCAGAAACAUCAAUCGACGACACCACUGGUGAAAUCAGAGGUCUCGACGAAUCACAUAUCACGAGAAAAGAGGAAAUCUCUUGGAAAAGACGAUAUAAUGAUAGAAACACUGAGUUCAGAGCAGGCGGCAUCACAUGAAGUCGUCCCAUGCACUCAUCAACUUCGAACGAAUCUCGAUGAGGGAUUGACGACGGCAGAAGCUACGAGAAGACGUCAAUAUCACGGAUACAAUGAAUUCGACGUCGGAGAGGAGGAGCCAAUAUAUAAGAAAUAUCUAGAACAAUUCCAGAAUCCUUUGAUCUUAUUGUUAUUGGCAUCUGCAUUCGUUUCGAUUAUUAUGAAACAAUAUGAUGAUGCAAUUUCGAUUACCGUAGCUGUCGUUAUUGUGGUUACUGUCGGAUUUGUGCAGGAAUACCGGUCGGAGAAGACACUGGAACAGCUGACGAAACUAGUCCCUCCCACGUGUCACGUGUUGAGAGAUGGAAAGGAAUCAAUGAUGUUGGCAAGAGAAUUAGUCCCUGGAGAUAUUGUAAUGCUCAAUACGGGAGACAGAAUACCGUCGGAUCUCCGGAUUGCCGAGAGUUUCUCACUUCAGAUUGAUGAGAGUUCACUGACCGGAGAGACCGAACCGAAGCAUAAGGAAACCCGUGCCGUUCCCCAAGCCACCAUCGGCACCGGCGCCGACGUCGAACACCUCACUUGUAUUGCCUUCAUGGGAACCCUGGUGUGUGCUGGCCGUGGCCGAGGAAUCGUCAUUUCGACGGCCGCCAACUCGCAAUUCGGAGAAGUGGUGAAGAUGAUGAUGGGCGAGGAAUCGCCGAAAACGCCCCUCCAGAAGUCGAUGGACGAUUUGGGAAAGCAACUUUCAAUCUACUCGUUUGCAGUCAUUGCUGUCAUUUUCUUGAUUGGAAUGUUUCAGGGUCGAAACGUUGUGGAUAUGUUCACAAUCGGUGUCUCCCUAGCAGUUGCAGCGAUUCCAGAAGGACUUCCCAUCGUUGUGGCAGUCACAUUGGCAAUCGGAGUGAUGAGAAUGGCGAAACGGCGAGCAGUUGUGAAGAAGAUGCCUGCAGUGGAGACACUUGGAUGUGUUACAGUAAUCUGUUCAGAUAAAACGGGUACCCUUACGAAAAACGAAAUGACAGCUCAAUCCAUAGCGACGCCUGAGGGAAAACUCGCCGAGAUCACUGGAAUCGGAUAUUCUGCGGAUGGAGGUGUCGUACAGUAUCAAGGAGAACUCGUCCAACAAUGGAGUCAUCCCGAAUUCGCACGGAUUAUCGAAGCUGGAAUUGUGUGUAAUAAUGCGUCGAUUGAAGCGGAUAAACUCAUCGGACAACCCACUGAGGGCGCAAUAGUUGUACUGGCGAAGAAGGCACAGUUGGAAGGAAUCAGGGCACAGUAUAAACGAUUGAGAGAGAUGCCAUUCACUUCGGAUACCAAAUGGAUGGGGGUACAGUGUGCUGAUGCUCAGGGACAGAAUGUCUAUUUUAUUAAAGGAGCCCUGGACCGUGUGCUCGACCAAUGUGGAACGUAUUAUUCGGCGGAUAAUCAGAGGAAACAAUGUGAUCAAUAUUCUCGUCAACAUAUCCUGGAAAUAGGCAAAGAAUUGGGACAAAAAGGAUUGCGAGUACUCGGUCUGGCACGGGGAGAGAGUAUGCAAUCAUUGAUGUUCCUGGGAAUGAUUGGAAUGAUGGAUCCACCACGACCAGGAGCUGCCGAUGCGAUUAGUAUUGUGAAAGCGAGUGGAGUCGAUGUGAAAUUGAUUACUGGAGACGCCAUGGAAACGGCGCAGAGUAUUGUUCUCUGUCUCUUAUUCCAUUCUAAAAGAAUGUCUUCUUCUUCGUUCUUCUUCUACCCAAAAAAUCGUCGUCUCACUCCACUUGAGAAGCGUUGUCUUGACGAUCACUCCCGCCAAAUGGCUCGGAUUAUGAUCUCGACGCAAGAGGAGUUUCAUGCUCUUAGAAGGGGUUCUUCUGAAUCCUCCUCGCCAUCCAUAAUCCCUCCUUUUAUGGUGAAUCGUGCAGUGUCAAGAUCUGUGUCAUCUGGAUCUGGAUCAUCUGGAACAACGACGUCGUCUAGGUCAUCUACCUCUCCACAUAGACCUGUGUCAUCUGAUGGAUCUUCAACUUCAUCUAGGUCAACACCGCUAUCUACCUCUGGAGUUCCAUUGGUGGUCAACCCUUUCUAUGAUCCGUCAUACAGAUCCAAGGUCACAACUUUGUCUACUUCGGCGUCAGAAUCUCCUCGUGCAGUUAAGCUGAUCGCCAAUCCGUUCUACGAUCCAUCAUACGGACGCUCCAAUUCAUCCAUGGCCACUUCUACACCAGCAGAGUCGUCAGGAUCUGGAAUUCCAGUCAAGUUGAUUGCCAAUCCGUUCUACGAUCCAGAUUAUGUCUCUAAAUCGACUUCUUCUUCGGACCUUUCGUCUGGUCCCGAAUCCAUUCUACAUGCCCAACUAUGCCCGUCAAUAAGUCUCCACAGCGCCUCCCUGGGUAUCCUCUCCUCAACGGAUUCGUGUCUCUCUGGUCAACAAGUAGAUCAAAUGUCGGAUCAAGAUCUGGAACUAGUCAUUCGUCAAGUCACCGUCUUCUAUCGAGCCUCGCCACGUCACAAACUGAAAAUCGUGAAGGCGUUACAGGCACUCGGAGAGGUCGUCGCAAUGACUGGAGACGGUGUGAAUGACGCUGUCGCCCUGAAGAAAGCGGAUAUCGGAGUGGCGAUGGGAGUGUGUGGAACGGAUGUGUGUAAAGAGGCGGCCGAUAUGAUACUCUGUGAUGAUGACUUCUCAACAAUGACUGCCGCCAUUGAAGAGGGAAAAGCAAUCUAUCAUAAUAUCACCAAUUUCGUCAGAUUCCAGUUGUCAACAUCAGUGGCGGCUCUCUCGCUGAUCGCCGCAUCGACAAUGUUCAAAUUCGACAAUCCACUGAAUGCGAUGCAAAUUCUUUGGAUAAAUAUCAUAAUGGACGGUCCACCGGCCCAAUCUUUGGGUGUCGAACCAGUCGACGAUGAUAUUAUUCGACAGAGACCGAGAAAUACGAAACAGCCGAUGCUCACUGGGAAACUCAUCAUGGAUAUCCUUGCGUCGGCGGCGAUUAUUGUCGUCGGCACGUUGAGUGUCUUUUAUAAGGAGAUGUCGGCUGACAACAAAGUGACACCCCGUGACACAACAAUGACAUUCACAUGCUUCGUUCUCUUCGAUAUGUGGAAUGCUCUCUCGUGUCGAUCGUCUCGAAAGAUGAUAUGGCAAAUCGGUUUGCGACGGAAUCGAAUGUUCUCUCUCGCUGUCUCCGCCUCUCUGAUCUGUCAACUACUCGUCAUCUACUGGUCACCACUUCAACACAUCUUUCAGACGGAGGCACUCUCUCUUUUUGAUCUCAUCUUCCUGACAACAAUCACGUCGUCCGUGUUCAUAUUCAACGAAACACGCAAAUAUUUCCGCCUCCGAUCGAAAUCACUCAAUCACGAUCCUCUCUCUGUUAGCGGAAUUUAA